CCUUUUCUCUCUGGGAAGCUUCUGUUUGGGAAGUUUCGGUCACUUCCGCUACCGGUGGCCGAACGGUGAACUUUUGCGCUUACCGUGCUCGCUGGGAAGACACUGAAGCGAAUGUAGAGACGGGUGUAUCCGCCAUUGCGAUGGAGGAGCAUCGCGCGACGAGAGAUCCUGAGACGUUUCCGUCGAGCGACGAGUUGGUCUCAGUGCUGCCGCCUACAGGAGAGGACAUCAACCGCAAUGGAGACAUCCGAAAGGGAUGUGAUCCUUUUGCUCAAUCUCAACGCAGUAAACUGCAGAACCGGCGAGCUCGCAUUAAUCAGCAAAUCAACAAAGAGAUGCGCAUGAGAGCUGGAGCCGAGAACCUGUUCAGGGCAACAACAAAUAACAAAGUAAAAGAGACAGUGGCUCUGGAACUCAGCUAUGUGAACUCUAAUCUACAGUUGCUCAAAGAAGAACUCGAGGAGCUUAACAGCAACAUGGAAGUUUAUCAGACAGACAGUGAGGCUUUGAAUGUUCCCAUGAUCCCACUGGGUUUAAAAGAAACCAAGGAAGUAGACUUCACCAUCCCGAUACAGGACUUCAUCUGUGAGCACUAUGGAGAGGACAGUUUACGCUAUAAUAAUGAGAUAAAAGAGUUUAUGGACCUCAGACAGGCCAUGCGUACUCCCAGUCGUAAUCAGACUGGUUUGGAGUUACUGAUGGAGUACUACAACCAACUGUACUACCUGGAUCAGCGGUUCUUUCCGCCACAUAGGAACCUGGGUGUGCACUUCCAUUGGUACGACUCUCUGACAGGAGUUCCAUCAUGUCAGCGUGCAAUAGCCUUUGAGAAGGGAAGCGUGUUGUUCAACAUCGGUGCUUUGUACACACAAAUCGGAGCACGACAGGAUCGUUCCACGACAGCUGGCAUAGAUCGAGCUAUAGAUGCAUUUCAGAGAGCUGCAGGUGCAUUUAAUUAUCUGAAAGAGAAUUUCUCCAACGCACCAAGUCUAGACAUGAGUGGGCCAGCGCUAUGCAUGCUGGUACGGCUAAUGGUGGCCCAGGUGCAGGAGUGUGUCUUUGAAUGUAUUACACUCACCACACAGGACACACAUUUCAUUUCUCUGCUGCGCCUGGCACAAGAGGCUGCACGGGUGUCAGAUGUCUACCUGCUAGUGCAACAGACUAUGUCACAGCCGCUGAUGAAAGACUAUGUACCAUUUUCGUGGGCGUCUGUGGUUCAGGUCAAAUCUGAACAUUUCCGUGCUCUCUCACACUACUUUGCUGCGGUUGCACUCUGUGACCACAUGUUGUCUGAAGAAGUCAACGAGGAAGCAGAAAAGGUCUUUCUCCAAUUCUAUGUCAGCACACCUGCAGGGCCGCCACUGCGUCAGAUUAUAAGAGACGGAGAAAAAAGACGAAGGUUUGGUAAAGCCCACCUGCGUCAUGCAGUGAUGAAACAUGAAGAAGCAAUGCGGGUCCAUAGUCUGUGUAAAAUCUUAAGGAAGAUGGACAUACUGCAAGAUGUACUAACAGUGACACACAAACGCUCACUGGACAAAUACUCUGAGCUGGACCAAGAGGACGAUUUUGACGAAACUGUAGAGGCACCAGAGAUCCAGUCUCAAAGUCACCAGAAGCCAGACAUCACACCACUCAACCAUUCUACAGUCCAAGUAGCAGAUAUUUUCCAAAGAUUGGGGCCAUUGUCAGUGUUUUGUGCUCAGGCUCGCUGUGGCCCGGUGCGUCUGAUCUACCUGCAGAGGAGAGAAGGUGGACUCGGCCUCACACUAAGAGGUGACUCACCUGUCUUGGUGGCUGGGGUGGUCUCUGGAGGUUGUGCAGCGGAGGCAGGACUGAGGGAAGGAGACUACAUAGUGGAAAUUGAUGGACAGGAUUGUAAGUGGGUCAAACAUAGUGAAGUGGUGAACAUGCUUAAGAACUACAGAGUCAAAGAGGUGGAGCUUGGCGUGGUUACAUUCCAUUCACACGAUGCUCAGGUGAGUUUUCCACUUUAUUCCCAAGGAGCAUAUGUGAAGCAAAUCUUUCUUUUCUGUGAAUUUCGAUAUUUUAAACAGUGUGGUGUUUUCAUGUACAGUACAGUGAACCGCCGUUUAUCGCGGCGCAUACGUGGAACGUUCCAGACCCACCCGUGAUUCACACAUUAAACCCACCUUAUGAAAAACAUACGUAUAAAAGUGUUCCUUCACCAGUUCUCACUCUCUUGGUGUGAAGAAAUAGGAGAAUAUUGUACAUCAAGGAAACGAAAAGAAUCUCUAAGAGGCAUUGUAUAUUUACAAUGGGUGCCAGUCCUGCCUCUCACCCAAAGUGAGCUGGGAUAGCCUCCGCCUCACCCGCAAGGAUAAUGAGGAUAAUAUCAGUACAAAAAAACAUUUAUGGAUUAAUGGAUAUUUAAACACCGCAAUAUCACGGGCGUUCACUGUACACUAGUUUCAAAAUUCAAUAUCCAAACUUAAAAUGGAAGCCGAAUGAGGCAGUAAUGUUUGAGUCCAUGUCAGCUGGAUUGUAUCAGAUACUUCGCCGUUCACACUCAACAAAGUCUUUGUGUGUUAACAGGCUGAGAAAAGGGCCCUUAUACUUUCUCACAGCAGCGGUAAAGAGAACACUUGACAGCGGGUGAUGGCUGUGGCUAAAGGACAGAGCUCUGCCUCCUUACUGGACUGGAACAGGAAGAAGCGGGAAGGCAACUGGACUUUGAACAGACUGGGAAGCACUUUCAAUGUGUCUUUUGGAAACCUCAGAGACACUGAGGCCAUGUACUGAGAUGAGGUUGCAAGAGGAGCCACUCAGGGAGUCACAAUAGCGUUGUACCGCACAUGAUAAAUGCAACAACAAAUGUGAUUUUGAAAUAGUUCGCCACACUUGUAAAGUAUUUCAUUUCACAAAUCAGAAGCCAGCUGUUUGAUUUUCUCAGUUGCUUUGGUCCAUUUCUUAAAUCAUCCUCAACCUAUGCAAAAACAGUAACCACCCCCCCUUUUUGAAACGCAAGUCCAACAUUGCGGUCUACUAAAAGUACGGAUUAGUGCAUAUUUGGGUAUAUAUUAGCGAGACCCGGAGUCCUCAGCUAUACGCAUUCACUACACGCCCAUUCUGCUCAUCUCACGUCACAAAUCCCUUCCUUUGCCAAUGUUCGUCUUUACCUUGUUUGUUUUUGUUUUAGCCUGUAGAGACCCCUUUUUAUUAUUAAAUUUUCUAUAAAAUUCACCACUUGCAUUGAUUAUGUCUGCGUUUGGGUUCGGAACGAAACCUCUUGAAAGUAUAGAACUCAAAGUUUCUAACAUGUAGCCACCUUCGGAUAAGAGACUGAUUAAAAAGGUUUGUCGUCAUUUCGCCUCAAGUUCAACUUGUAAAAAUAUGACGUGGUGCCCCUCAUAUAUAUCAACUAUCUUGAUUUAUAACGCUGUAAUUUGAAAUUAUGAUAACCUGGAAGUGACGCAGGCGUCUCUUCCAACUCAUCGUUUCCUUCUAAAUUAAGCACAAUUCUUACCAAUCCCAUAAACGCUACAAUGAACAGACAUUUAAGUUAAAUUAAUACAUCUCUGAGAAUGCUGAUCAAAUCGGAACAUUACAGUCUUUGUAAAGGCAGAAUAAUUGGUACAGUCCUUGUCGUGGAUGUCAUAUUGUGCAUAUAGUUAUGUUGUUGUGGCUGGUCAGUGUACAGCCUUCUGUAUAUGAAAUACAUGUACGAAGUACAUGUACUCUGCAUAGUACUUCGGCAACAUGAGUUUAAUUUUCUAAAUGACAAUAUGACAAGUGCGGCGAUGCGUUGCAUAUCCGGCAGUAAGUUGGACUCGUUUCCGGUGAGGGUUGGACUCCGCCAAGGCUGCCCUUUGUCACCGAUUCUGUUCAUAAGCCUUAUGGACAGAAUUUCUAGAAGCAGCCGAGGCGUAGAGGGGGUCCGGUUUGGUUGCCUCAGUAUUGCAUCUCUGCUUAUUGCAGAUGAUGUGGUUCUGUUGGCUUCAUCAAGCUGUGACCUCCAACUCUCACUGAAGCAGUUCGCAGCUGAGUGUGAAGCGGCUGCGAUGAGAAUCAGCACCUCCAAAUCUGAGACCGUGGUCCUCAGUCGGAAAAGGGUGGCGUGCCCUCUCUGGGUCGGGGAUGAGAUCCUGCCCCAAGUGGAGGAGUUCAAGUAUCUUGGGGUCUUGUUUACGAGUGAGGGAAGAAUGGAACGGGAGAUCGACAGGCGGAUCGGUGCAGCGUCUGCAGUGAUGCGGACUUUGUCUCGAUCCGUUGUGGUAAAGAAGGAGCUAAGCCGGAAGGCGAAGCUCUCGAUUUACCGGUCGAUCUACGUUCCUAACCUCACCUAUGGUCACGAGAUGUGGGUCGUGACCGAAAGAACAAGAUCCCGGAUACAAGCGGCCGAAAUGAGUUUCCUCCGCAGGGCUCUCCCUGAGAGAUAGGGUGAGAAGCUCGGUCAUCUGGGAGGAUCUCAGAGUAGAGCCGCUGCUCCUCUACAUCGAGGAGCCAGAUGAGGUGGCUGAGGCAUCUGAUUCGGAUGCCUCCCCGGUGAGGUGUUCCGGGCACGUCCCACCGGAAGGAGACCCGGGGGACAACCCAGGACACGCUGGAGAGACUACGUCCUUCGGCUGGCCUGGGAACGCCUCGGGAUCCCCCCGGAAGAGAUGGAUGAAGAGGCUGAGGAGAGGGAAGUCUGGGCGUCCCUGCUAAAGCUACUGCCCCCGCGACCUAACCUCGGAUAAGCGGUAGAAAAUGGAUGGAUGGUAUUGGUAUAUAUUUUUAAGUCAUUAUUUCAGUGGAAAUCAAUUAUACUGGGUGAUUUUAGCUCUUUUACAUAUCUUUGUUUUUUAGUUAAAGGUGACCCAUAGGGUAUUAUAUUCAUAAUUUUAUAGACCCCCCAAGAUACAAUAGAAAAUGCAUGGAGGAUUUUUCAGAACUGCUGUCAGCAGUACUACAACUAUUCUAACAGAUUCUUCCAAAAGUUCAGACAACCUCUAUCUCUAUUAAGAAAAGGUACAUAAAUGAGAGCGCCGCCACUGUUUAUGGAGACCAUAGCUGUGCCACAAACUGUGAAUGCUGCGACAUUUGAUGAACUUUUGGAUAAUUUCACCUGUAAAAUCUCAAAUGUCAUAAAUGUUGUCGCUCCUAUUAAAACUAAGACAAUCUUGAGGUGACCAAGACCACCAUGGCUUCUACCAUCUGAAGAACAUAUCCAGAGUGAAGGCUUGCAUGUGUCAAGCAGACCAGGAGAGGCUCAUCCAUGCUUUUAUCUCAAGUCGACUUGACUCUUGUAAUGGUCUUGUGACUGGACUCCCCAAAAAGAGCAUUAAACAGCUGCAGCUCUGGUCUGACCAGAACAAAGAGGUCAGAGCAUAUUACAACAAUUCUAAAGUCCUUACACUGGCUUCCAGUCAGCUUUAGAAUAUAUUUUAAAAUUCUGCUACUGGUCUACAAAUCACAAAAUGUUUUAGGUCCUGAAUACAUGAAACAAAUGCUAAUGGAAUAUAGACCGAGUAGGGCUCUGCAAUUGACAGACAAAUAGUGGAGCACAGAGUCCAACGCAAACAUGGUGAAGCAGCAUUUAGCUAUUAUGUUGCACACAAAUGGAAUAAGUUGCCAACAGAAGUGACGUCAGCCCCAAGUGUGCAUGUUUUGAAGUCCAGGUUAAAAACGCUUUUUUUCCAUGCUUUUUAGAACAUUUCCACUUUUAAAUGAUAUUUCUUGCACUGUAUGCUGUUUUAAUUGUACUUUUAUUGUAUGUUUUUCUCUUUUUUAAAAAUGUUUAUAAGCUGUUUUCUUUUUUGUUUUCAAAUGCUUUUAAUCAUGUAAAGCGCGAUAUAAAUAAAUGUGGUAUAUAAAUACAUUUGCUUUACUUAAGAGGCUCCUCUGUCCUCCACUCGUUACCUGUAUUAAUGGCACCUGUUUGAACUCGUUAUCAGUAUAGAAGACACCUGUCCACCACCUCAAACAGUCCCACUCCAAACUCCACUAUGGCCAAGACCAAAGUGCUGCCAAAGGACACCAGAAACAAAAUUGUGGAUCUGCCCCAGGCUGGGAAGACUAAAUCUGCAAUAGGUAAGCAGCUUCAUUGUAAGAAAUCAACUGUGGGGGCAAUUAUUAGAA
This is a messenger RNA of Phycodurus eques (leafy seadragon), 6081 nucleotides long. It is a transcript of the gene rhpn1, whose product is annotated as rhophilin, Rho GTPase binding protein 1. Bases 141 to 2135 code for a protein of 664 amino acids. Gene Ontology annotation, molecular function: protein binding. NCBI's taxonomy places the organism in Eukaryota, Metazoa, Chordata, Actinopteri, Syngnathiformes, Syngnathidae. The record is from RefSeq and is a predicted model, not a curated record. Gene Ontology annotation, biological process: negative regulation of stress fiber assembly; signal transduction. The transcript has 15 exons.